UCUUGAUUCGAGUAUUUUCGUCAUUCGGCCAAUAUACUUAAGUGUGAGUGAGUCUAAUGUUCAGUUUCUCUACUUAUCUUAACAAACUUACAAGUUUUUUCAUGAACAGGUCCUUGAAUGUUAAUAAAACUAUGUUUAAAAAAUUAGGCAACUCAAGUUUUAAAUAUUUUGCAACUAAUGCAUCAAAAACAGAAGCUCAAGGUGUCGAAGUAAGAAUUCCAGUGCCAUGGGGCCACCUUGCUGGCAAAUGGUGGGGCCCUAAGGACAGAACACCAAUUUUAACCUUACAUGGAUGGCAGGAUAACUGUGGAUCUUUCAACGCAUUAAUCGAACUUCUGCCAAAACAUUUAAGUUUUCUCGCAAUAGACUUCCCAGGUCAUGGAUUCAGCUCAAAACUGCCACCAGGGUUUUUCUAUCACCAUUUAAAUGCUGUGAUUCUUGUAAGACGUCUGCAAUCGUUUUUUAACUUGGACAAAAUCAGUCUAAUGGGUCAUUCUCUUGGAGCAAUCACAAGUUAUACCUAUGGUGGACUAUAUCCUCAAUCAAUAAACUUUGCUAUUUGUAUUGAUGGCCUGCAAUGUCCAAUAAAUCAAAAGAAAUUAGGCAGAGUAAUUGAAAGUCUCGAUGGGUUCUUUAAAUAUGAUGCACAAGUCAAUAAGAUUUUCUCUAACAAAGUGGAGCCACCUGCUUAUUCAAUUGAUACUAUGGUUGAAAUGAUGCACAAGGGAACAAGAGGAUCUAUUGAUAAAGAUAAAUGCAAGUACAUCAUCACAAGGAAUGUGAAAGAAUCGAAUUCCAAGCCGGGUUUAUUUUAUUUUGACCGUGAUCCUAGAGUAAAGUCGGGCCCGUUUAUGAAUUGGCCGAUGGAUGAGAUGUUGGAGCAUGCACAGAGGAUUAAUUUUCCGAUUUUGUCGACGAUGGCAGAAUCCUCUCAUGUUAUGAGAAAUCAUGGUGUUUUUGAUAUUGUGAAGGAUCAUAUAUUGAAAGUGAAUUCUUUGGCAGAAUUUCAUGAUAUGAAAGGUACACAUCAUGGACAUUUGAACAAUCCGGAAAACUAUGCUCCUAUUAUUUGGAAAUUCAUAGAGAAAUAUGAUAAGGCAGAGAAAAAAAUAGAUCUGAAGUACUUUGAACAGAUUAAAUAUGAGGAAUGAAUAAUGUUAAUUUCUUAUUUUAAUAUAGCGAUAAAGCUUGAUAAUGUGAUAUAAGUUGCCUAUCUUAAAAACUAGAAUUUAAGUACAAAACACGAGGCACGAAGUACAAAAAUUGGUUGUAAUAUAAAUAAAAACCUAUAAUACAUAACAA
This is a messenger RNA of Dalotia coriaria, 1302 nucleotides long. RefSeq names its product probable serine hydrolase. The transcript has 2 exons. The record is from RefSeq and is a predicted model, not a curated record. The coding region runs from base 57 to 1151 and encodes 364 amino acids. Lineage: Eukaryota; Metazoa; Arthropoda; Insecta; Coleoptera; Staphylinidae.